UACCCCUAUGACCGUACAUCAGUUGAUGCUCCGCCAUGCAUGCACACAUGAGUUCUCGGAUGUUGGGCCAUGGGUAACGGUCCGAGGUUCCUGGUCCUCAACGUCGUCCGUUCACGGCGUUACGUAUGAAUUCGACCAGCCUUUGUUGCACGGCAACUUGGGGCAUGCUUAUCAGCGGCGAUCUUCUAUGGUAUGAAAUGCUCGUUUAUCGAGCAUCAGUUCCAUUGGGCGGGGAAAGCUUGUAAUCAACCUUGACAUAACUCGUAGAAGUUCUCCCGCAAUCCUGCUUGCAUUUGGAAGAGCUCCUCCACGCGACAAACGCGGCGCCUGUUGUUGACCUCACCGUUUGCCACAUACUUCAAUCUCGGCGUAACGGGUAUCGUCUUCCAUUUGCGGUAUCGGAAGAAUCGAUGAGGUGACCGAAAAGGACAUGAAGAUCGGGUGUAAUGGUAACUUCAAGGCGUCGCGCUCGCAUACGUCAGGAGGACUCGGCGAUAACGGUUGACCGCGAGCUAAGACGGGGAAGAAACCUUCCACACAAAUCCGGACAAUCUUUACGCAGACGAUCCGAAUGCUCCGUAGACAAUACGUAAAAUCGCGCGUCCACAUGCGAUGCUCCCGAAGAUGCGCGGCGGCGUUGUGGUGGAAACACAUGCUCCUUGAUCACGAUGCACGGAGCGUCUCCGAGCAUGUAAUUUGCCAUGCUGUCCCCAUGCGACCAACCCGAGCGGAAGGCCGCACCGCGGUACUGAGCCAGCAGUUAUUCAAAGAAGCCAGCGCCAUCCUGGCUCAGUUGACUCUCCUCUGCAUUGUCCUCGUCCAUGGCGUCACGUACCUGAACUCGGAUAGGUCAGUGAGUACGUCAAAUGAUGCUGAAUCGGAGAAAGCUAGGAGCGUCCCGUUGAACUUGGCUAUGUUCGGAGGAAGCUCCGUCCCGAAAGUAGCGAGCACAAACCCACGUUCUCAUACGGACUAUCAAACGAUUCAAUGGAUUCAGAUGCGACGACACGGCUUUCACGACCCGAUGUCCGGACGGAGACGGUGGACCACGGCCGGAGAUAUGCGCUGAUACACAUAUGACGCGCCAAGUAACUGGUGCCGUGGAGAUCCCAUGGCAGGGAAACUUCCGAGACGGAUGGAGCGGCCGUGCAGCUCUGCGGAAAGCGAGCAAAGUGGCC
This is a messenger RNA of Punctularia strigosozonata HHB-11173 SS5, 1178 nucleotides long. RefSeq lists its product as uncharacterized. Lineage: Eukaryota; Fungi; Basidiomycota; Agaricomycetes; Corticiales; Punctulariaceae. The record is from RefSeq and is a predicted model, not a curated record. Bases 653 to 1069 code for a protein of 138 amino acids. The transcript has 4 exons.